Messenger RNA from Lagenorhynchus albirostris (white-beaked dolphin), 9278 nucleotides. RefSeq names its product Ral GTPase activating protein catalytic subunit alpha 1 (gene RALGAPA1). The transcript has 40 exons. The record is from RefSeq and is a predicted model, not a curated record. Gene Ontology annotation, biological process: positive regulation of GTPase activity; regulation of small GTPase mediated signal transduction. Lineage: Eukaryota; Metazoa; Chordata; Mammalia; Artiodactyla; Delphinidae. Bases 462 to 8084 code for a protein of 2540 amino acids. Gene Ontology annotation, cellular component: cytoplasm; nucleus. Gene Ontology annotation, molecular function: GTPase activator activity.
ACCACGCUCAGUCUCUGUGUCGGCCUUUACAGAGUCUAAGCUGCUAAAGAAUCUUUAACCUUAAGGGGGCCUCAGGGAGAGAGGAGUGGUGCCGCUGCCGCCGGGAGCCCCACCUCCGCGGCUCCGGGUCCUGGGUACCGGGCCCCGGCCUGUGGCGGCGAGCGGCGGCCGCGGCGGCGGCGAAGGCGGUCGACCCGCCUGGGUCUCCUUUGCUCCGUGCAGGGCUGGGAGAGGGGAGCCGCCAUAUUGGAGCCGGAGCCGAAGGUGCUUUGCAGCCGCCGCGCGAGGCGGGUGGAGGUGGCGGCACUGGCCUGGAUCUGGGAGGAGUCGGCCGCGCCAGGGCCCGCAAGGCUGGGGAGUGAAUGAGCCGCUCACGCUAGUCUCCCCCCGCCCAUUCCCUCCACUUUCCGCCGCCGGGACCGGGCCGGGAGGGGGCCGGAGUCGGCCGUGGCGGAGGCAGGAUGUUCUCCAAGAAGCCGCACGGAGACGUGAAGAAGUCUACCCAGAAGGUGCUGGACACCAAGAAGGACGCGCUGACCCGCCUCAAGCACCUGCGCAUUGUCAUCGAGAAUGCAGAGUCCAUCGAUCUUAAACAGUUUUUUGACCAACAUUUUUCACAUAUAUAUUAUGUGUUUUUUGAGAAUUUUGUUACCAUUGAAGCUAGUCUUAAACAGAAAGGUCACAAGUCUCAAAGGGAGGAAUUGGAUGCUAUACUUUUUAUUUUUGAGAAAAUUUUACAACUUCUUCCAGAAAGAAUUCAUCAGCGAUGGCAGUUUCAUAGUAUUGGAUUGAUUUUAAAGAAACUACUACACACAGGAAACUCCUUGAAGAUUAGGCGGGAAGGUGUUCGCCUUUUCUUAUUAUGGUUGCAAGCUCUUCAGAAUAACUGUAGCAAAGAACAGCUUUGGAUGUUUUCAUGUUUAAUCCCUGGAUUUUCAGCACCACAAUCUGAAUAUGGACCUCGAACUUUAGAUAAUCUCAUUAAUCCUCCACUCAACCUUCAAGAAACUCAAGUCACUAUAGAAGAAAUCACUCCGCUUGUCCCCCCACAAUCAGGAGAUAAAGGACAAGAAGAUCUAACAAGCUAUUUUCUUGAAGCACUUUUAAAAUAUAUAGUAAUUCAGGUAAAAAGUUUAGAAUGGAAGAACAAAGAAAACCAAGAAAGAGGAUUUUCAUUUUUAUUUUCACAUUUUAAGAAAUAUUACUUGCCUUAUAUUUUUCCAAACAUCUGUAAGGAGAAUAGUUUAUAUCAUCCUGUACUUGAUAUCCCACAGAUGAGACCAAAGCCACAUUAUGUCAUGAUAAAGAAGGAUGCUGAAACCAAUGAAGCAAUCUAUUGUACAAAGGAGCCUUUCAUUAAGGCUCGUGUUAUUGUCAUUCGUUGGCUGGUUUCAUUCUGGCUGGAGCCAAAGCCACAUACAGGACCUCAUAUUCCUGGGAUGGAAGGUGAAGUCUUGCCAAAGAAUAUUCAGAGAGCAGCUGCUAGUUUGGUAUCCAGAGAAGAAAACAAAAAUGAUAAUGCCGAUAAAGCAGAUAGAACUACAGAACCCGAGCAGUCUCAUUCCAACACAAGCACUCUCACAGAGCGAGAACCUAGCUCUUCUAGUCUCUGUAGUAUUGAUGAAGAACAUCUCACAGACAUUGAAAUAGUUCGCAGAGUUUUUUCUUCUAAAAGAAGUAAUGUAAACUUUGUCACAGAGAUAUUUCGUCAGGCAUUUUUAUUACCAAUUUGUGAAGCAGCAGCUAUGAGAAGAGUGGUAAAAGUAUAUCAAGAAUGGAUCCAGCAAGAGGAAAAGCCUUUGUUCAUGCAAGAGCCUGAAGAAAUUGUGAUCUCAUCUUCAGACUUACCAUGCAUUGACAAUGUCACAGACCAUGAUAUUUCUAUGGAAGAAGGAGAAAAGAGAGAAGAGGAAAAUGGGACCAGUAUUGCCGAUCAUGUUCGAAAUUCCACUUGGGCAAAAAAUGGCACCUACCAAGAUGUUCUUCAUAAUGCUUCUGAAGAAGCCAUAGAACAAAACAUACGAGCUGGUGCCCAAGCAGUUUUGCAGGUGUUUAUUAUAAACUCCUCGAACAUAUUUCUUCUUGAACCUGCAAAUGAGAUAAAAAAUCUUCUGGAUGAGCACACAGAUAUGUGUAAACGAAUUCUUAACAUUUAUCGGUUCAUGGUUGUGCAAGUAUCAAUGGACAAAAAGACUUGGGAACAGAUGCUGCUUGUGUUGCUCAGAGUCACGGAGUCUGUACUGAAGAUGCCAUCACAAGCUUUUCUACAGUUCCAGGGGAAAAAAAAUAUGACCUUGGCAGGUCGACUUGCAGGACCACUUUUCCAGACUCUUAUAGUUGCCUGGAUUAAAGCAAAUCUAAAUGUGUACAUCUCCCGAGAACUUUGGGAUGACUUACUCUCAGUAUUGUCAUCGUUGACCUAUUGGGAAGAGUUAGCCACUGAAUGGUCACUGACUAUGGAGACACUAACUAAAGUUUUAGCUAGAAAUUUAUAUAGUUUGGAUCUCAGUGAUUUACCAUUGGAUAAGCUGAGUGAACAGAAACAAAAAAAGCACAAAGGGAAAGGAGUGGGACAUGAAUUUCAAAAAGUUUCAGUUGACAAGUCAUUUUCUAGAGGAUGGAGUCGUGAUCAGCCUGGCCAAGCCCCAAUGAGACAGAGAAGUGCAACAACCACUGGUUCCCCAGGAACGGAAAAGGCGAGGAGUAUAGUACGGCAAAAAACUGUUGAUAUUGAUGAUGCUCAAAUACUUCCUCGUUCAACUAGAGUCAGACAUUUUUCACAAAGCGAAGACACUGGAAAUGAAGUUUUUGGUGCUUUGAGUGAGGAGCAGCCAUUGCCUCGAAGUAGCAGCACUUCUGACAUCUUGGAACCAUUCACUGUUGAACGAGCCAAAGGUGCAGUUCCUGUAAUUGACAGUUCAUCCCGUCAUGCACCAAGCUUGCAGAGUUCCACAGAGGCUUCUUCAAUAACUAGAUCCACUGAAAGCCACAUCACUGAUACUCAUAGUAGAGAGUCUUCUCUGGAAGUUGGUGAUAGCAUAUAUGACCAUCUUUGUCACUUAAUAGAUCCAGUAGAACUUGCAGAUUCAGCUUUUGAACAAAUCCAGUACAUUGACCUUGAAGGAGAUGAUGAUCUUCUUUCCUCCCUGAAAGAAUAUUUUAAGGAAAACCAGGAAAGUCAUAGUAAAAAAGAGUUAGGUAAAGAUGUAGCUUCACAGGAAGUGAUUAUUGCAGUAAAUAGGGAUGAAAGAUCAUCCUUAGAUAAAUUAGAACACAUAGAUCAGGAAAGUAAAUCAGAAAAUACCACCUCCUUUGUUGGGACUCCUGAAAACAUACAGUUUCAAAAAGAAUCAAACUCAGCUGUCUUCAUGAGUAACAGUGCACCCAACCAGUUAGAUAGCUUUAUGAGAACAAAAACUUCUGAAAAAUGUAAACAACUAAACAGUGAUAAACAGUCAUCGGAACCUAGUUCGGGUAGCCCUUGUGAUAAAGAAAAGAGGAAACAUCUGUAUAGACAAACAGCCACAGAAUUAGAUGCCUGUAUAGAUAUAACAAUAGCCGAAAAGGUUAAGGGUAUGCAAAUUAAUGAAAAAAUCAUUGUCCCACAUGUUUUGCAUGCCAAGAAAACUACUCUAAAAGCACCUGUUAACCACAGAAUGCCUCAUGUUACAAGCACUAGCAAGCUUUCUCCAACUAAAAGGAGCUUGUCUGAAACAGUAACUCAUAGAGCCAAAAUCAUGAAAAUUGCUUCUAAAAAACGAAAUAGUGUUCACGUUACUUUCAGACCAUCUACUGAGUCAGUUCAGUUUUAUAACCCUCUGGAAAACAAAGAGGCUCCGUGGAAGAUGAGGCUGCGGAAGCUCAGUGGCUUUAGUAGCAGCAGCAAUAGCAGCAUCAGCAGCCCCCAUGCCAGCUCAAACAGUGUUACCGAGCUAGUGAAACCCGGUGUGUACAGGCCUCUAGACACGGCACCAGUGAGUAGUAAGGCAGUUAAGGAAUCUACAGAGAUCCCCACCGCCAUAUUACAAAAAGAAGGAAUUGCUAGUAAUCAGUUAGGAGGUAGUCGUAGUACUAUUAAGUCAUCAAGUCAUGAGGCAGGACUACAGCAGGGCUCCCUGGGUGGCGUUUAUAAAACUGUUGUACAUGCUCUUUCGAAGCCGAAGGCAAAUGUUUCCCCACAGAGGCAGAACAGAAUGCCACCAGAGGCUCCACUGAGGGAUCUGUACAGUCAUGUAAUGGGCUAUUUUGGAAGGAAAGCUGCAGUCAAUAAAGAGGACAUGAGCACAAAACUGCCCCCUCUUAAUAGUGAUAUUGGCAGCAGCAAUGCUAAUGUUCCUGAUCUGAUGGAUGAGUUUAUAGCAGAACGACUUCGAAGUGGUAAUGCCUCAACUAUGACAAGAAGAGGAAGUAGUCCAGGUAGCCUCGAAAUUCCCAAAGACCUCCCUGAUAUUCUGAACAAGCAGAACCAAAUGCGCCCUAUUGAUGACCCAGGUGUGCCCUCAGAAUGGACUUCUCCUGCCAGUGCAGGGAGCAGUGAUCUUAUCAGCUCAGAUAGUCAUUCGGAUUCUUUCAGCGCUUUCCAAUAUGAUGGCCGAAAAUUUGACAAUUUUGGCUUUGGAGCUGAUACUGGGAAUGCAUCCUCUGCUGAUGUGGAUUCAGGUUCUGGCCAUUAUCAGAGUGCUGAAGAGCAAGAAGUGGCUAGUCUAACCACACUUCACAUCGAUUCGGAAACAAGCAGUCUUAAUCAACAAGCUUUUUGUACUGAAGUUGCAACGGUUACUGGUUCAGAAAGUGCUUCUCCAGUCCAUUCAGCUCUGGGAUCCAGGUCACAGACACCUUCUCCUUCCACACUGAAUAUAGAUCACAUGGAACAAAAGGAUCUACAGCUCGAUGAGAAGCUCCACCACUCUGUUCUACAGACGCCAGAUGACCUAGAAAUCAGUGAAUUUCCAUCUGAAUGCUGUAGUGUGAUGGCAGGGGGCACUCUCACAGGAUGGCAUGCUGAUGUUGCUACUGUAAUGUGGCGAAGAAUGCUAGGUAUUUUGGGAGAUGUCAACGCUAUUAUGGAUCCUGAAAUACAUGCUCAAGUUUUUGAUUACCUCUGUGAACUUUGGCAGAAUCUAGCUAAGAUUAGAGAUAACCUCGGCAUUUCAACUGAUAACCUGACCUCCCCUUCUCCACCGGUUUUAAUUCCUCCACUGAGAAUUCUUACACCUUGGCUUUUCAAGGCAACCAUGUUAACUGAUAAAUAUAAGCAAGGUAAAUUACACGCCUAUAAACUUAUUUGUAAUACAAUGAAAAGAAGACAAGAUGUUUCUCCAAAUAGAGAUUUCCUAACACACUUCUACAACAUAAUGCACUGUGGAUUACUUCAUAUUGACCAGGAUAUUGUCAAUACAAUCAUCAAGCACUGCUCACCUCAAUUUUUUUCACUUGGUUUGCCUGGUGCCACAAUGCUUAUUAUGGAUUUUAUUGUAGCAGCUGGUAGAGUGGCUUCUUCAGCUUUUCUCAAUGCACCAAGAGUGGAAGCACAAGUUCUUCUUGGAUCUUUGGUUUGCUUUCCCAACUUAUAUUGUGAACUGCCUGCUCUCCAUCCCAACAUUCCUGAUAUUGCUGUGUCUCAAUUUACAGAUGUUAAGGAACUUAUAAUCAAAACUGUAUUAAGCUCGGCAAGAGAUGAGCCCUCUGGUCCUGCACGGUGUGUAGCACUUUGCAGUUUAGGUAUUUGGAUUUGUGAAGAACUAGUCCAUGAGUCUCAUCAUCCUCAAAUUAAGGAAGCUCUGAAUGUAAUUUGUGUUUCCUUAAAGUUUACAAAUAAAACAGUAGCCCAUGUAGCUUGUAACAUGCUUCACAUGCUGGUUCAUUAUGUACCUAGACUUCAGAUUUACCAGCCUGAUUCUCCCUUGAAAAUUAUUCAAAUUCUAAUAGCCACUAUUACCCAUCUUUUGCCAAGUACAGAAGCUUCAUCUUAUGAAAUGGACAAGAGGUUGGUGGUAUCCUUACUUCUGUGCCUUCUGGACUGGAUCAUGGCCUUACCUCUAAAGACACUGCUCCAACCAGUCCAUGCAACAGGAGCAGAAAAUGAUAAAAUAGAAAAAUCUGUCCUCAACUGUAUUUAUAAGGUAUUACAUGGGUGUGUUUAUGGAUCUCAGUGUUUUAGCAAUCCAAGGUAUUUUCCAUUAAGCCUCUCUGAUUUGGCAUCUGUAGAUUAUGAUCCUUUUAUGCAUUUGGAAAGCCUAAAAGAGCCUGAACCUCUGCACUCUCCUGAUUCGGAACGAUCUUCUAAACUCCAGCCAGUAACAGAAGUGAAAACUCAAAUGCAACAAGGAUUAAUCUCUAUAGCUGCCCGCACUGUUAUUACACAUCUGGUAAAUCACUUGGGCCAUUAUCCAAUGAGUGGUGGUCCUGCUAUGUUAACAAGUCAGGUGUGUGAAAAUCACGACAAUCAUUACAGUGAAAGCACUGAACUUUCUCCUGAACUCUUUGAGAGUCCAAAUAUUCAGUUCUUUGUGUUGAACAAUACAACCUUAGUGUCCUGUAUCCAGAUCAGAUCUGAAGAGAGUAUACCUGGAGGAGGUUUAUCUGCUGGCCUUGCAUCAGCCAAUUCAAAUGUCAGGAUUAUAGUACGUGAUCUUUCUGGAAAAUAUUCAUGGGAUUCUGCCAUCCUGUAUGGACCACCUCUUGUAAGUGGUUUGUCAGAACCUACAUCUCUUAUACUUUCAUUGUCUCACCAAGAGAAGCCAGAAGAGCCUUCUACAUCUCAUGAAUGCUUAGAAGAUAUAACAGUUAAAGAUGGGGUUUCCCUCCAGUUUAGAAGAAGAUUUAGAGAAACUGUACCAACUUGGGAUACAAUAAGAGAUGAAGAAGAUGUUCUUGACGAGCUUUUGCAGUAUUUAGGUGUAACUAGUCCUGAAUGCUUACAGAGGACUGGAGUCUCACUUAAUAUUCCUGCUCCACAGCCUGUGUGCAUUUCUGAAAAACAGGAAAAUGAUGUUAUUAACGCUAUCCUUAAGCAGCAUACAGAGGAAAAAGAAUUUGUUGAGAAACACUUUAAUGACUUAAACAUGAAAGCUGUGGAGCAAGAUGAACCAACACCUCAGAAACCUCAGUCAGCAUUUUAUUAUUGCAGAUUGCUUCUUAGUAUAUUGGGAAUGAAUUCCUGGGACAAAAGGAGGAGCUUUCAUCUCCUGAAGAAAAAUGAAAAACUACUUAGAGAACUUAGGAACUUGGACUCAAGACAGUGCCGAGAGACACACAAGAUUGCAGUAUUUUAUGUUGCUGAAGGACAAGAAGACAAACAUUCCAUUCUCACCAAUACAGGAGGAAGUCAAGCAUAUGAAGAUUUUGUAGCUGGUCUUGGUUGGGAGGUAAAUCUUACAAACCAUUGUGGUUUCAUGGGAGGACUACAAAGAAAUAAAAGCACUGGAUUGACCACACCAUAUUUUGCUACCUCUACAGUUGAAGUAAUAUUUCACGUAUCAACAAGAAUGCCUUCUGAUUCUGAUGACUCUUUGACCAAAAAAUUGAGACAUUUAGGAAAUGAUGAAGUACACAUCGUUUGGUCAGAGCAUACUAGAGACUACAGGAGAGGAAUUAUUCCUACCGAGUUUGGUGAUGUCCUUAUUGUAAUAUACCCAAUGAAAAAUCACAUGUUCAGUAUCCAGAUAAUGAAAAAACCAGAGGUUCCCUUCUUUGGUCCACUUUUUGAUGGUGCUAUUGUGAAUGGAAAGGUCCUACCCAUUAUGGUUCGAGCAACCGCUAUAAAUGCAAGCCGUGCUCUGAAAUCGCUGAUUCCAUUAUAUCAAAACUUCUAUGAGGAGAGAGCGCGAUAUCUGCAAACGAUUGUCCAGCACCAUUUAGAACCAACGACAUUUGAAGAUUUUGCAGCACAGGUUUUUUCUCCAGCUCCCUACCAUCAUUUACCAUCUGAUGCCGGCUCCUACCCAGAGAUUCUACCCAGUGAAACUCCCACAGCAACGCAGGUAGACGGGGCUGACCUGGCCUCACCAAUGUCUCCUCGAACUAGCAAAAGCCGCAUGUCCAUGAAGCUGCGUCGUUCCUCUGGCUCAGCCAAUAAAUCCUAAGGAGACAGCAGCCCAGCAGUGAUCAGCAGUAGCCACCUUAGCAUGAACAUAGCGUUAACCCUUUCAGGCUUCGUGUUUGCCAUAACAUGCAUGUUCCUUCCUGAACAUUUAUUUUAGAAAACACUGGAUUUAAAUAACUUGUAACUUAGUAUUUUAGAUUUGGGUUGUUUAUUCGGUUGGUUUUCCCCCCACACUCCAAGCUGCCGUAUGGGGGGGAGGAGUUUUAUUCUACACCCUUUACCUUCCCUAGAUAAUUAUGUCUAAGUAGUUUUACUUUUAAUUUCGUAAUUAACUUUGAGCCAAAAUAUAAUUGGACAGAUAGUCUCAUUAUUUUAUUUAUCGUGCCCCAUUACAACUUUAUGGCUCAGUAAAUAUAUAAUUUUUUUAAUAAAUGUACAUCUUUAAAUUUAAGCAUUUGUAAAGUUGUAGCAAUAGUCGCAAAUCUGUUAAUACACAGGAUAUGUAUGGAUUAUUUAUGUUAUCAAAAUAAACCACUUAAAAUAAAUGGUCUUUUAGUAUCUCAAGUUCCAGCUGAAAUAAUUUCAGCAUUAACUUUUUCUUCCCAAAGCAAUGUCUCAUUUCUUUGCUGUGCAGGUGAUGCCAUGACAUAUCUAAAAACCAGAAAAAUCACUGUGCUGAACUUUGAUUCAUGUUUAGCUUCCAAAUAUUUUUCUAAUGUUUUGCUUUUUAAAUGGUAUCACUGUUAAAUGCCAUUUCUGUUUUGAGAUUGUGGCCCCUUAUUGGCUGCUGGAUCCUGGUAUAUCUAUGUUCUUUCUUAAGUACCAAAAAGGGAGGAAUGGGGUGGGGUGGGUAGGAAAAUAGAAAAGAAGGAGAAAACUUUUCUGACAUAAAUGUGUGGCUUAAAUUAUGUGUAUUAUUGUCAAAGAAAAGGGAACAUGACCCAGGAGUCUAAAUUAAUCUAAUAUUGUUAAUACUGAACUUGCACGUGCAGGUUGGUGUACCUUCCACCCUCCAGAAGUAUUUUCCUACAGCAGAUAAGCUGCUCACAUUUUGUUUUGAACGAGCAUCUCCUAAGGAAAUGUAGCAUGACAUUGGUACUAACUGCAUGUGUAAAUACAUCAUACUGGCAAACUAUAAAAUAUAAAUUAUGUAUCAUCAUUCAUGUAGUAUCUACAAAUUUGUAACAGUGGAAAAAAGAUAGUAUUUAAUAAUACAAUAAAAAUAUUCUUAUCA